GCCGCUCCGGCCCUUCCGGGCGGCGCUGCUGCCUCAGCCCGCUCCACACGCAGAUGUGGGAAGACAAAUGAAGGGGUUUAGAUGCCAAAUAAAUGUCAGUGGAAAGGAGAGCUACCGACACUAAGGGCUGAACACAAGUAAACUCCUUUUUCAGAGUUAAAGAAUUAUUAAAAAAAAAAAAAAAACAAGAUGGGGACGCCUGGUUCUGGAAGGAAAAGAACACCCGUGAAAGAUCGAUUUUCUGCAGAAGACGAGGCUUUGAGUAACAUCGCUAGAAAGGCAGAAGCAAGGCUAGCAGCAAAGCGGGCCGCCCGGGCCGAAGCGAGAGACAUCCGCAUGAGGGAACUGGAACGACAGCAAAGAGAGUUGGAUGAAAAAUCAGACAAACAGUAUGCUGAGAAUUACACAAGACCUUCAUCUCGAAAUUCUGCCUCAGCCACAACACCUCUAAGCGGAAACUCAUCCAGGCGGGGCAGCGGGGAUACCAGCAGCUUAAUAGACCCAGACACCUCGUUAAGUGAACUGCAGGAGUCUUUGUCUGAAGUAGAAGAGAAAUACAAGAAAGCCAUGGUGUCCAAUGCACAGCUCGACAACGAGAAGAACAACCUGAUCUACCAGGUGGACACCCUCAAAGACGUUAUAGAAGAGCAGGAGGAGCAGAUGGCAGAGUGUUACAGAGAAAAUGAAGAGAAAUCAAAGGAGUUAGAAAGGCAGAAACAUAUGUGCAGUGUGUUGCAGCAUAAAAUGGAUGAACUCAAAGAAGGCCUUCUGCAGAGAGUCGAGCUCACUGAGAAACAUGGCUUAUUUAUAAUCCCAGACAGCACUCGCAAUGGUGAUGUCAAUCAUGAACCUGUGGUUGGAGCCCUUACUGCUGUGUCUCAGGAAGCGGCUGGGGUCUUGGAGUCAGCAGGAGAAGGGCCACUAGAUGUGAGGCUACGGAAACUUGCUGGAGAAAAGGAGGAGCUCCUGUCACAGGUUAGAAGACGGAAGCUGCAGAUAGAGGAAGAACGGCGGAAGUCUUCAAGGAAUGAGGGCACAUCUGGGGACUUGGCGGGACUGCAGAAUGGCUCAGAUUUGCAGUUCAUCGAGAUGCAGAGAGAUGCCAAUAGACAAAUUAGUGAAUACAAAUUCAAGCUUUCCAAAGCAGAACAGGACAUAACCACCUUGGAACAAAGUGUUAGCCGGCUUGAGGGCCAGGUGCUGCGCUACAGAACUGCCGCUGAGAAUGCAGAGAAAAUCGAAGAUGAGCUGAAAGCAGAAAAGAGGAAGCUGCAGCGAGAGCUACGGACAGCACUGGACAAAAUUGAGGAGAUGGAGAUGACCAAUAGCCACCUGGCAAAGCGGCUGGAGAAGAUGAAGGCCAACAGGACGGCCCUUCUAGCCCAGCAAUAGGGGACGGACCUUCUGCCUGGGUGCCGCUCCGAGGGCCCUGCCCAGAGAUACUGACUCUUUGUAUAUUGACACAAAGCUUU
Molecule: messenger RNA, 1472 nt
Organism: Chionomys nivalis (European snow vole)
Lineage: Eukaryota; Metazoa; Chordata; Mammalia; Rodentia; Cricetidae
Product: leucine-rich repeat flightless-interacting protein 2
Exons: 1
Coding region: 190-1392 (400 amino acids)
Biological process (GO): regulation of DNA-templated transcription
Source: RefSeq, a predicted model, not a curated record